GUCAAUAAUGUAAACAGACAGAUGACCCCUGAUUCUCUAGCCGACGACGAAGUAGAUUAUUAUUGUUAUGAUAUUCCUUUCGACUUCUGCUUUGUCGCGCUUGAGAAUCUCUCCGACUUGAGCUCUGUUGGAGAUAGAGUGAAAGAAAACAAGUAAUUAGUUGCCGAGAGGCAUGGGAAAGGAUUCAAAGCCAAAGGACUCCGGGAAGGGAAAGGGGAAACAGGCAGCAAGUGGAAGUGAUGAUAAGGGCAAGGGAAAAGGUGGGAAGGGUGCAGAUGGGCUAGGUACCUGCACCUAUGUCAAAGCAAGGCAUGUCUUAUGUGAGAAGCAAGGAAAGAUCAACGAGGCAUACAAGAAACUGCAGGAUGGUUGGCUUAGCAAUGGAGAUAAAGUGCCACCAGCAGAGUUUGCAAAGAUAGCACAAGAGUAUUCAGAAUGUCCAUCAGGAAAGAAAGGUGGUGACCUCGGCUGGUUUCCUCGAGGAAAGAUGGCUGGGCCAUUUCAGGAUGUUGCUUUUGGCACACCUGUUGGAGCUACAAGUGCCCCUUUCAAGUCAACGCAUGGGUACCAUAUUAUCUUAAGAACUGAGCCUUCGACUAGAAUGAAGCUGAUUUCAAUGAAGAGAGCAUUUUAA
Neltuma alba is the source of this 634-nucleotide messenger RNA. RefSeq names its product peptidyl-prolyl cis-trans isomerase NIMA-interacting 4-like. The record is from RefSeq and is a predicted model, not a curated record. Bases 173 to 634 code for a protein of 153 amino acids. Gene Ontology annotation, molecular function: DNA binding; peptidyl-prolyl cis-trans isomerase activity. Lineage: Eukaryota; Viridiplantae; Streptophyta; Magnoliopsida; Fabales; Fabaceae. Gene Ontology annotation, biological process: rRNA processing. The transcript is spliced from 5 exons.